ACCCGACUUCCGGUUCCGGUGGGCGGGACCGGAAGUGGGCCCUGUCACUGUCGCAGCGGCCAUGGGGCUGCUCUCGGACCCGUACCGGCGCCGGGCCCUGUCCCGCCUCGUCCUCCGCCUCAACGCCCCGCUCUGCAUCGUGAGCUUCCUUCUGGGCCUGGGCUGGUUCCUGGGCCUGGCCUUCCACCCGUUCACGCUGCGCAUCUACAUGUCGGAGAACGCCAUGGGCUCCACGAUGGUGGAGGAGCACUUCGUCCAUGGCGAGCGCGCCCUCUCCUACGCCCGGGAGUUCGCCGGACACAAGAAGAAGGCAGGAGGGAUGCCGGUGGCCUGGCUGGAGAAGACCAUGUGGAACCUGGGCCUGGAGGUGUACAAGCAGACCUUCUCCCGGACGCUGCCCUUCCCGGAUGAGCUGCGAGAGAGAUACAUGGUGAAGGGGACCAACGUGUACGGGAUCCUGAGGGCCCCCCGGGGGGCCAGCACGGAGUCCCUGGUGCUGAGCGUCCCCUGCAGCCCCGGGCAGCAGAACAACCAGGCCGUGGGGCUCAUGCUGGCCCUGGCCUCCUACUUCCGAGGCCAGAUCUAUUGGGCCAAGGAUAUCAUCUUCUUGGUGAACGAGCACGACCUGAUUGGCAUGGAGGCCUGGCUGGAGGCUUAUCACGAUGUCAACGUCACAGAGCUGCACUCCUCGGGAAUGUUGGGCCGGGCGGGGGCCAUCCAGGCGGCCCUCUCCCUGGAGCUCAGCAGCGACGUCAUCACCAGCUUCGACGUGGCCUUGGAGGGGCUGAACGGGCAGCUGCCCAACCUGGACCUGGUCAACCUCUUCUACUCCUUCUGCCAGAAGAACAACCUGCUCUGCACCAUCCAGGGAAAGCUGCAGCGCUCGGACUGGGACUCCCUGCCGGCCUACUUGCACUCGCUGCAGACGCUGCUGCUGAUGGUGCUGAAGCAGGGCUCGGGGCGGCCCCAGGGGGACCACGGCCUCUUCCUGCGCUACCACAUCGAGGCCAUCACCCUGCGCGGCAUCAACAGCUUCCGCCAGUACAAGUUCGACAUGAGCACCAUGGGCGCGACCCUGGAGGGAAUGUUCCGGAAGCUGAACAACCUGCUGGAGCGCCUCCACCAGUCGUACUUCUUCUACCUGCUUCCCUCCCUCUCCCGCUUCGUCUCCAUCGGGGUCUACAUGCCGGCCUUUGGCUUCCUCAUCCUCAUCCUGGUCCUCAAGGCCCUGGACCUGUGGAUGAAGCUGAGCCAGUGUGACACGGAGGCAGAUGGCCAGGCCUGUGAUGGCGAACAGAGCCCUCGUAUGGUCGCUACAGAGGAGCCGAAGCCCAGCCUGCUGGCGCUGGUGCCCCCGCUGCUGAUCUGCCAGGCCACGGGGCUCGCCCUCUACUUCGUGCCCAUCCUGGGGCAGGAGAUGGCCACCCAGCACUUCCCCGUCUCCGAGUCGGAGGCCGUGGUGCUCACCGCCAUCGCCAUCUACGUCGGGGGGCUGGCGCUGCCCCACAACACGCACCGGGUCCUGAUGGGCUCCGGAGGGGACCGCGGCUGGAUGACGCUGAAGCUGGUGGCGCUGCUCUACCUGGCCAUGCAGCUGGGCUGCAUCGCCCUCGUCAACUUCUCCCUGGGCUUCCUGCUGGCCGUCACCCUGGUGCCCGUGGCCGCCAUCGUCCAGCCCACGGGGCCCAAGUACCUCUAUGCGGUGCUGCUGGUGCUGGUGACUCCGGCGGCCACGCUGCUCUUCUGCCUCUUCCUCCACGGGGAGCUCCUCGAGUACCCCAUCUCGCUGCUGGAGGGCUGGCAGCGCUUCCUGCAGGCCAUUGCCGAGGGGCUGCUGGACCACCACCUCUACGGCUCCGUGGUCUUCCCCUUCGUGGCCAUCUUCGUCUACCCCUGCUGGCUGCUGCUCUGGAACGUCCUCUUCUGGAAGUAGCUCCUUUUGCUUGGUGUUGCCUCCUUGCUGCCUUCGAGGCCGGGCCGGCUCCCGAGCUGCAUCUGGGUUGGACCCUGCCGCUUCUGGGACACAACGGGAAGGUGGCCAAAGAGAAGCCUGUGAUUCCAAAGCAUCGGCGGUCAGAAGGUCUCGGCAGAGAGCAACUACUGGUCUGCAGAGACUCUCUAGGGAAAGAAGGGAAGGUGAGAAAGAUCCUUCUCUCAGUGUCCGCAGCUCAAGACUCCUCUGGAGGAUGUCCAAUGGGCACAAAAAUAAGAUACUGUUCUGCAGGCCACCCUUCUGAACCCAAAGGCCUGGGGUCUGGCUGCAUGGGAAAAGGUUUGGUUGCUGUGUGUUUUCCGGGUUGUAUGGCCAUGUUUUAGCAGCAUUUUCUGACGUUUCGACUGCAUUUUCAGGUGAAACAUCAGGAGAAAAUGCUGUUAGAACAUGGCCAUACAGCCUGGAAACCAAACAACACUCCAGGGAUUCUGGUCAUGAAAGCUUUCAACAAGGGCAAAGGAUUAUGUACAGUUUCUUCAGAAAUAAAGACAGUUUUGAUGUGA
This is a messenger RNA of Anolis carolinensis (green anole), 2496 nucleotides long. RefSeq names its product glycosylphosphatidylinositol anchor attachment 1 (gene gpaa1). The transcript has 12 exons. Bases 62 to 1933 code for a protein of 623 amino acids. Gene Ontology annotation, cellular component: membrane; GPI-anchor transamidase complex. Gene Ontology annotation, biological process: attachment of GPI anchor to protein. The record is from RefSeq and is a predicted model, not a curated record. NCBI's taxonomy places the organism in Eukaryota, Metazoa, Chordata, Lepidosauria, Squamata, Anolidae.